Molecule: messenger RNA, 1416 nt
Organism: Ceutorhynchus assimilis (cabbage seed weevil)
Lineage: Eukaryota; Metazoa; Arthropoda; Insecta; Coleoptera; Curculionidae
Source: the annotation of a GenBank genome assembly
UUUAGAGCCAAAAAAUUUUACAAAAUUCUAGUGUUAAUCAUUGUUGAAUUACAGAAAUGAGAGAAAUAUUGCAUUUACAAGUUGGACAAGCGGGCAAUAAUAUUGGCAAUAAAUUUUGGGAAGUAAUUUCCGACGAGCAUGGAAUAGAUCCUACAGGACACUGGCAUGGAGACUCAGAUUUACAACUAGAAAGAAUCAAUGUGUAUUACAAUGAAGCUACAGGUGGAAGAUUUGUUCCUAGAGCCGUGCUUGUAGAUCUAGAGGCGAGUUCUAUGGAUACUGUAAGAAGUGGACCGUUUGGAAGAAUUUUUAGUCCAGACAAUUUUGUGUUUGGUCAAGGCGGUGCAGGGAAUAAUUGGGCUAAGGGAAUGUACACGGAAGGAGCUGAACUGGCAGAUGCCGUUUUGGAUAAUGUUAGAAAAGAGGCUGAAGGGUGUGAUUUGCUUCAGGGGUUCCAAAUAGUCCAUUCCAUUGGUGGAGGCACUGGGGGAGGUUUAGGCUGUUUAUUAUUGGACAAAAUAAGAGAAGAAUAUCCCGAUCGUAUAAUUAGUACUUUUACUGUCAUACCAAGCCCUAAAGUAUCAGACACUGUAGUCGAGCCAUACAAUGCUACGCUCUCGAUCACUCAUUUAUUGGAAAAUUCUGACCAAACCUAUAUUAUAGAUAACGAAGCACUUCACGACAUAUGUUUCCGAACUUUACACCUUACAACUCCUAGUUUGGCUGACUUGAACCAUCUUAUUUCAGCAGUCAUGGCUGGUGUUACCACUUGCAUCAGAUUUCCGGGACAACAUAAUACCGAUUUACGGAAAAUUCAAGUCAACAUGGUUCCUUUCCCGAGACUGCACUUCUUCAUACCUGGAUUUGCUCCGUUAGUGUCAAGAGGUAAGAGACCUUAUAAAGCUUCAACAGUUCCUGACCUAGUACAACAGCUAUUCGAUGCCAAAAACCUUAUGUGCGCCUGCGACCCUAGACACGGAAAAUAUUUAACUGUUACUGCAAUAUUCCGGGGACGUAUGUCCACAAGAGAAGUGGAAGAACAAAUGAUGAAUGUGCAAGACAAGAAUAGUAGCCAUUUUGUGGAAUGGAUUCCGAAUAACAUGAAGACAGCUAUUUGUGAUAUACCCCCUAGAGGGCUCAGGAUGUGUGCUACAUUUAUUGGAAAUAACACCGCGGUGCAAGAACUCUUCAAAAGAAUAAACGAAGCAUACUCUGCAAUGUUUAGAAGGAAGGCAUUUCUUCAUUGGUACACUGGGGAAGGUAUGACAGAACAGGAAUUUACUGAGGCAGAAUCUAAUAUGAGCGAUUUGAUUUCUGAGUAUCAGCAAUAUGAAGCGGCGCCUGGAGAAGAAGAUGAUGAGGAAUAUAGUGGUAGUGGUGACGAUGACGAAGAGGAUGAUUGAAAAUUUAUUUGAA